Camellia sinensis is the source of this 555-nucleotide messenger RNA. The record is from RefSeq and is a predicted model, not a curated record. Lineage: Eukaryota; Viridiplantae; Streptophyta; Magnoliopsida; Ericales; Theaceae.
AUGCAGAUGCAGCUAUGGUUUAUAACUAACUUUGGGAGUUCAUGUGGCAUGGAUUCUCCAGCUACUGAUUUAUUUGCAAUUUGCAAAACAUCAAUUCCUGAUCUCUUACACACAUUUGAGAAACCAGACCCCUGCCACACUGCGAGGAUUUUCAAGGCAUGUAUUGUUGUUGAAUUUGAAAUGCGUUGGAUCUAUCUCUCAGGAAUUAAUGGAGGCAUGGAACCACCUGAGGAACCACCUGCUGUCAAUUUUGCAUUUGUCAGUUCUGUGUUGCUUCCUAAUGGAACACCAGAUGUGCACUUUCGAGUAGCUUGUGGUGGGCAGAAACUUAGGGACAUUAUGUUGGAUUCUAAUAUUGAAUUGUAUGGACCAUAUUCCAGACCUCUGCUAAAUUGUGGGGGAGGAGGAACUUGUGGGACAUGCAUUGUAGAGAAUGUGGCGUGGUUCCCAUUAGUCACUGAAUUCCAGACCAGGUUGCUAUUCAACCAAGCUUUCAGCCGAGGGCUUCAGAUUCAACGCAUUCUCGCUGGUGGGAAGAAGCAGAAGCAGAAAUAA